Messenger RNA from Danio rerio (zebrafish), 1177 nucleotides. RefSeq names its product cysteine-rich protein 2-like (gene crip2l). The record is from RefSeq and is marked provisional. Lineage: Eukaryota; Metazoa; Chordata; Actinopteri; Cypriniformes; Danionidae.
ACAAACAGAGGAUGCGCUCGCGCUUUGAGCAUCUCUGAGAACGAGCGAGGCGCCUUUACUGAAUCACUGAAAUAAAAGAGAACUUACUCAAAUCAGAGGAAACCGUUGCUUGGCGAGGAACAUGGCAUCAAAAUGUCCCAAAUGUGAAAAAACAGUUUAUUUUGCGGAGAAAGUGACAUCUCUGGGGAAAGACUGGCACAAAUUCUGUCUGAAGUGUGAACGCUGUAACAAGACCCUGAAUCCUGGAGGACAUGCUGAGCAUGAUGGGAAGCCGUACUGCCACAAGCCAUGCUACGCUGCCCUCUAUGGACCGAAAGGUGUAAAUAUCGGAGGGGCUGGAUCAUAUGUCUAUGAUACACCUGUUGGCGAUGACUCUGUUCCUGUUGCCAUGGAAACCAAACCUAAAACUGAAGAGAAAAAGGCCACUAGAGGCCCAGUGAAAGCUGCAAGUUUCAGUUCGUUCUCUGGUGAGCCGAACAUCUGCCCAAGGUGCAACAAAACAGUGUACUUUGCUGAAAAGGUCAGUUCCCUGGGUAAAGACUGGCACAGACCCUGCCUGCGCUGCGAGAGGUGCAGUAAGACUCUGGCUGCGGGCAGCCAUGCGGAGCACGAUGGCCAGCCCUACUGCCAUAAACCAUGUUACGCUGUUCUCUUUGGACCAAAAGGAGUUAAUACCGGAGGUGUCGGCAGUUACAUAUAUGAGGACCCAAACACUGAGGGCCAGGCAUAAGAACCACGAUCAAACCAGCAGUAUUAACAAUCCUAGAUCAGUCCUAUCCUCUGCUUACUUUUAAUCCACAUCCUCUUACACGAGUCUGAACUGAUCUUUAUCUACGUAUCUACGAGUGCCACUUACAUACUUACUGAAAUGAGCUAGUAUUAAUACUUACUAACAUGAAUCCGUGUCUAGCCUUUUUGCUGUAUUUAUAUAUGGUUUUUAUAUAUUUAAGAAUGUAGUUUUUGUUUUUGACUGUGAUAUUACAGGUACAGAAAAACAUUAGUUCAGAAUUUUUGACCUUACUUCUGAUAUACGAUUAGUUUUGUGUAGCAUUUUAGCGCACUUAUAUAUUAUAGUCUACUAACAUACAGCAUAUGUUUUCUGAAAUUUGCACUUAAAAUAUGUUUAUGUAUUCAAAAUAUGUUUGUAUUUCUAAUUAAAAAAGUAUUGUCAAGUGUA